AUGCAGUGGGGAGACGUACUGCAGCUUGCCCACGUGCAGUUGUCAGCCCUGAUGCAGUGGGGAGACGUACUGCAGCUUGCCCACGUGCAGUUGUCAGCCCUGAUGCAGUGGGGAGACGUACUGCAGCUUGCCCACGUGCAGUUGUCAGCCCUGAUGCAGUGGGGAGACGUACUGCAGCUUGCCCACGUGCAGUUGUCAGCCCUGAUGCAGUGGGGAGACGUACUGCAGCUUGCCCACGUGCAGUUGUCAGCCCUGAUGCAGUGGGGAGACGUACUGCAGCUUGCCCACAUGCAGUUGUCAGCCCUGACGCAGUGGGGAAACGUACUGCAGCUUGCCCACAUUCAGUUGUCAGCCCUGACGCAGUGGGGAGACGUACUGCAGCUUGCCCACAUGCAGUUGUCAGCCCUGACGCAGUGGGGAGACGUACUCGAGCUUGCCCACAUGCAGUUGUCAGCCCUGAUGCAGUGGGGAGACGUACUGCAGCUUGCCCACGUGCAGUUGUCGGCCCUGAUGCAGUGGGGAGAAGUACUGCAGCUUGCCCACGUGCAGUUGUCGGCCCUGAUGCAGUGGGGAGACGUACUGCAGCUUGCCUGCGUGCAGAUGUCAGCCCUGAUGCCGUGGGGAGACGUACUGCAGCUUGCCCACGUGCAGUUGUCAGCCCUGAUGCAGUGGGGAGACGUACUGCAGCUUGCCCACGUGCAGUUGUCAGCCGUGAUGCAGUGGGGAGACGUACUGCAGCUUGCCCACGUUCAGUUGUCAGCCCUGAUGCAGUGGGGAGACGUACUGCAGCUUGCCCACAUGCAGUUGUCAGCCCUGAUGCAGUGGGGAGACGUACUGCAGCUUGCCCUUAUGCAGUUGUCAGCCCGGAUGCAGUGGGGAGACGUACUGCAGCCUGCCCACAUGCAGUUGUCAGCCCUGAUGCAGUGGGGAGACGUACUGCAGCUUGCCCACAUGCAGUUGACCGCCCUGAUGCAGUGGGGAGACGUACUGCAGCCUGCCCACAUGCAGUUGUCAGCCCUGAUGCAGUGGGGAGACGUACUGCAGCUUGCCCACAUUCGGUUGUCAGCCCUGAUGCAGUGGGGAGACGUACUGCAGCUUGCCCACAUGCAGUUGUCAGCCCUGAUGCAGUGGGGAGACGUACUGCAGCUUGCCCACAUGCAGUUGUCAGCCCUGAUGCAGUGGGGAGACGUACUGCAGCUUGCCCACAUGCAGUUGUCAGCGCUGACGCAGUGGGGAGACGUACUGCAGCUUGCCCACAUGCAGUGUCAGCCCUGA
Molecule: messenger RNA, 1275 nt
Organism: Schistocerca serialis cubense
Lineage: Eukaryota; Metazoa; Arthropoda; Insecta; Orthoptera; Acrididae
Exons: 1
Coding region: 1-1275 (424 amino acids)
Source: RefSeq, a predicted model, not a curated record